Messenger RNA from Limanda limanda (common dab), 3279 nucleotides. RefSeq names its product protocadherin-17-like. The transcript has 4 exons. The coding region runs from base 1 to 3279 and encodes 1092 amino acids. NCBI's taxonomy places the organism in Eukaryota, Metazoa, Chordata, Actinopteri, Pleuronectiformes, Pleuronectidae. Gene Ontology annotation, cellular component: plasma membrane. The record is from RefSeq and is a predicted model, not a curated record. Gene Ontology annotation, biological process: homophilic cell-cell adhesion. Gene Ontology annotation, molecular function: calcium ion binding.
AUGCGUCUCUCUGUACCCAUUUUCUUUCUACUGUGGGUUAAAGCCCUGACAUUGAAAAAUCUCAAUUAUUCCGUCCCCGAGGAGCAGGGACCCGGCACUGUUAUAGGCAAUAUAGCAAAAGACGCCGGCUAUGGGACCAUCGAGCGGGGGAAGAAAUCCAACUUCAGAGUUCUGGAGAAUUCUGCACCACACCUGGUGGACGUUGACCCGGAGAGUGGACUUAUCUUCACCAAACAAAGGAUCGACAGGGAGACGUUGUGCCGACGGAACCCCAAGUGCCAGCUCUCGAUGGAGGUGUUUGCCAAUGACAAGGAAAUAUGCAUGAUCAAGAUUGAUAUACAGGACAUAAAUGACAACUCCCCCAGUUUUCCUUCAGAUCACGUUAACAUUGACAUCUCGGAAAACGCAGCUGCUGGCACACGCUUCCCCCUGACUAUUGCACAUGACUCAGAUUCCGGGGAAAAUGGGAUAAAGACCUACCAGGUCACCAGAGAUGAUUACAACACCUUCUCUUUGGAUUUAAAAGUGAGGGGCGAUGGGACUAUAUAUCCAGAGCUGGUGGUUCAGAGACCUCUGGAUAGGGAGGAUCAGAGUCAUCACACCCUCCUCCUCACAGCAAUUGACGGUGGGGAGUAUCCAAGAUCAGGCUCCAUGCAGAUCAACGUCAGAGUGACAGAUUCCAAUGACAAUAGCCCAGUUUUCGAAAAAUCCUCAUACGUAAUAGAGAUUCCAGAGAAUUCCCCGCCUGGAAAAGUACUUAUAGAUUUGAAUGCCACCGAUCAAGACGAGGGCAGCAACGGGCAGGUGCUCUAUUCCUUCACUGGAUACGCAUCCGAGAGAAUCCAAGAUUUGUUCUCCAUUGACCCCAACACUGGUGUCAUCAAGGUCCAGGGAGAAAUUGACUAUGAAGAGAAUCCAAUCAUAGAGUUCGACGUGCAGGCUAAAGAUUUGGGGCCCAACCCGAUACCCGGCCACUGUAAAAUCACGGUCAAAGUGCUGGAUAAAAACGACAACUCGCCCAUUAUAAGUUUUGUUUCCGUCCGACAGGGUGCCAUCAGUGAGGCGGCGCCUUCAGAAUCAGUCAUAGCGCUGGUCCGGGUGACGGAUAAAGAUUCUGGACGAAACGGUCAGCUUCAGUGCCGGGUGCUGGGAAACGUCCCCUUCAGGCUGCAGGAAAACAACGAUAACUUUUAUACGCUUCUCACAGACAGACCCCUGGACAGGGAAAUGAAAGACGAAUACAAUGUGACAAUAGUGGCCAGAGAUAAUGGGAUCCCCUCUUUGAACUACACCAAGUCAUUUACUGUGAAAAUCUUGGAUGAGAACGACAAUCCGCCGCGCUUUACAAAGACUAUUUACGUGCUACAGGUGCCUGAGAACAACAUCCCGGGGGAGUACCUGGGCUCCGUUCUAGCCCACGACCCAGAUGUUGGCCGAAAUGGAACAGUGUCGUACUCCAUCCUGCCAUCGCACAUAGGAGACGUUUCAGUGUACACCUAUGUGUCUGUGAAUCCCACCAACGGAGCCAUAUAUGCCUCGCGCUCUUUCAAUUACGAGCAAACGAAAUCCUUUGAGUUCAAAGUUCAGGCGAAAGACGGAGGAUCUCCCCACAUGGAGAGCACUUCAAUAGUCAGGGUCAACAUCCUGGACGUCAACGACAAUCUCCCGGUUAUUAUUUUACCCCUCCUGCAGAAUGAUACAGCCGAUAUCCCAGUGCCUAGAAAUGUAGGUAUUGGCUACAUUGUUACCACUGUGAAAGCGGUGGACCACGACCACGGGGAAAGUGGCCAUUUAACCUACGAGAUCACAGAGGGGAACGACGACCACCUGUUUGAAAUGGAUCCAGUGGGAGGAGAGGUCAGAACCGCCCAUGCUCUGUGGGAGGAAGUCGCCCCAGUGGUUGAGCUGGUGGUGAAGGUAACUGACCAUGGCAAGCCCCCCUUAUCUGCCGUCGCUAAGCUGAUCAUUAAGGCCAACACAGAAGCGGCACCAGGAGGGGGUGCCAGCACGAGCGGGGAACAGCAGCACUGGGACGUAUCCCUGCCCCUCAUAGUUACCCUCUGCAUUAUCUCUGUCAUGCUCUUAGCAGUCAUGACCGCCAUCGCUGUCAAGUCCAAGCAUCAAGAUAAGGAGACUGGGAAUUAUAACUGCCGCAUGGCUGAGUACUCCAAUCCUCCAGUGGGGAAGGGCAAAAAGAAAAGGAUCAACAAGAGUGACAUCAUGCUGGUGCAGAGUGAGAUGGAGGAGAGAGAUUCCGCGAGCCGGAUGAACGUGGUGAGCAGCCCCUCUCUCAUCACUUCACCCAUAUGUUUUGACUACCAGAGCCCUCUGCCACUCACGCUGCCCAGGUCAGAGGUCAUGUACCUGAAAACCACCCCAAACAGCCUGACAGUCCCCAGGGCAGGUUGCCACUCCAGCUUUGCCGGGCUUAGCACAGACACUCCAGCGAAUAGGAUGUCAGUGAUACAGACGGAAAAUUUCACCUCAGAGUCCAAUUACGCUGGCAGCAGGCAACCGUUCGUUCAAAGCUCUACAUUUAAGGAUGCAGAACGAGCAAGCCUCCGAGACAGUGGCCAUGGUGAUAGUGACCAGGCUGAUAGUGACCAGGAUACUAAUAAAGGCUCACACUGCGACACGUCUGCCAGAGAGGCCCUCAAGAUGAAAGCAACAGCGGUAAAUGGCCAGCCUUUUGAGCAGGAGCAAGACAAAUCAGUCCACUGCACCGAUGAAUGUCGUGCACUGGGACAUUCUGACAGAUGCUGGAUGCCAAAGUUACGGGUAGGAAGCCAAGCAGACAGCGCCGAUAAUCGCACCAACCUUUUCAUCCCUGUGGGAAUGGAUGCCAUGGUAGAGACAGAGAUUUAUGGCACCAUCAGUUGCAGCAGCAGCAGAAAAACCCUCAGCACGUUUGGGAAGGAGCAGCGGGACAGUACAAUCCUCGUGGCCAAUGUCAAACCUUACUUAAAGUCGCAGCGUGCACUGAGCCCGCCGCUACAGGAGAGUCCGUCGGCAUCCGGCAGUCCCAGCAAGAGCAGCACGCCCCUGGAUUCGGCCAACCCAGGGUCCAAAGAGGAGAGGGAGGGGGGUUCAAACAGCAGUGCCUACGGCCCUCCAGAUGGCCAGUGCUCCCCGCUGCACACGGAAUUGGAGGAGCCGUCCUACCUGACCUGCGAGCUCCGGCCCAAGUCCCUGUCAAGCAGUCUCAUUCACAGCUCCGUCAUCAGCCAGGAGUGCGGGGGGUCAGAUUACGCUCUCGACCCGCGGGACUCUGGCAACUGA